AUGUCCAUCGCACGUAGCGACUUCCACUUUUCUCGAGUUUACAGAGGCGACAGUUUCGCUGUGUCCCUCGCUCGACACGAACAUUACUUGUUCAUGAGAUUAGAGUUGAAGCCAGGAAUGCGGGCGUUGGAGAUAGGAUGCCAAUCCGGUGACGCCGCGUUUGAAUUGGCGCAGUUCUCAAAUGUAACGGUUGUGGGGGUGGACUCCGACCCCGAAAAGAUAUCCCGAGCAAUUGCUGUUUCACAGACAGCACAAGCCGACGGUGUUUCUUUUGCUUGCGAUUACGGUUCACUAUCUUCGCACUUCGCUCCCGCGUCUUUCGAUGCCAUUUACUCGAUUGAAGGACUCAGAACUGUUCCAAAGAUCCAUGAAACCAUGAAAAGCAUUUCGCUUUUGUUGAAGCCCGGCGGAAAGCUGGCGAUCUAUGACUGGUGCUGGACCCCGUCAUUGGAUAUUAACAGCCAGGAUCACCGGCGAUUAGCACAUAUCAUCGAGGAGCAAGCAGGUGUCGGACACCGAGAAAUACAAGAAAGAACGAUUGCUGGCACCAUUGAUGCUAUGGUCAGUGCAAAUAUGACCGUCCUCGAGUGCGGGGAUCUGGCGGCAGCAGAGUCCGCACGGAAUUCGAAUUGGUAUGAGCCGCUUGAGAUCGCGUUGGGCAGCUCGACGGGUCCCGUCUCGAAAGGGAUUAGUCGCGAAUGCGCCACCACUCUCAUCUAUGCAGGAAAGCACAAGCUAUUUACACCGCUGGCCUUUUUUGUCUGCCAAAAGCCCACACGGGUCCAAAACUAA
This is a messenger RNA of Coprinopsis cinerea okayama7#130, 792 nucleotides long. Its product is annotated as sterol 24-C-methyltransferase. The transcript has 5 exons. NCBI's taxonomy places the organism in Eukaryota, Fungi, Basidiomycota, Agaricomycetes, Agaricales, Psathyrellaceae. The record is from RefSeq and is a predicted model, not a curated record. Bases 1 to 792 code for a protein of 263 amino acids. Gene Ontology annotation, molecular function: sterol 24-C-methyltransferase activity. Gene Ontology annotation, cellular component: endoplasmic reticulum. Gene Ontology annotation, biological process: sterol biosynthetic process.